AUGAAGUCGUGCGCUAGUCCUCCCGAGAUGAUGCCUCUCGCUGACGACACCGACCCGACUCACUGGAUCCGCCGGGCCCUCACAGCCGUCCUAGGCGUCCCCCUCGCUGCGCAGGACAUGGCGGACCUCGACUCGCAGGGUUCACUCGGUCUCUACUUCCACCGUGGUAAAGACGGGCACGGCAAGAAGAGCAAGGAAGUCAUGGGGAUCACCAACAAGCAUGUCGUGUCCAGGAGCUUGCAUGCGGACUACGAGUACGGUGGCCAGCAGAGUCCACGUAAGCAGUAUCUCCGCAACUGCGGUUAUCGUCGGUUCGGGCAGCUCCUCGAAGAGACUCGUGCCCUGCUUGGUGUGAAGCUCAAUCAAGCCACGCGGUUCGCUGCGCAGCUGGCGAAGCUAUUGGAAAGUCGACCUCAGGAGGAGGAUGCGCGCUACAACUUGAACGUGAAGUAUAAGGAGCAAGACUUGCAGAGGGUGGAGUCGGACGUUCGUAUUCUCAGUGACUUCCUGAGGCUUAUCCAAUCCACCUGGAGCGAUCCCCUCGAUCGUAUCAUCGCCUGGGUCGACUGGGCACCCAAAGUUGCCAACGAUGCCGACUUGCGCCGCUACACUCGCGACAUAGCCGUCAUGACGCUCGAAAAGGACAAGUUCGUCAAGAACUUCAAGGGCAAUUUCGUCUACCUGGCCGGCAAGUUUACCCCCGACCAGAUCAUCGCCUGUUUCCACCCCAACGUCGCCAAUCCCCCCGUGUUCGAGUAUCCCUUAGACCACCUGUUCAGGCUUUCGGGUUGCGUCGACGCUGCAGGCCUCUCGACCCCGUACUUCCUCGACGAUGACAAUAAACCUUGCUUCAUCGUUGCCAAGGACGGGCAGAAAACCGACCUUACCUUUGGUCGCCAGUCUGAGCUCGAGGCGCUCACCUGCCCCGAUCUCGAGGGCCAUUCCUGGGAGGUCGCGAUCCUUAACUACGGGGGAAGAGAGCAUGGUGAUUUCAGUGCUGGAGGUGACUCUGGUUCAGCCAUCUUCAACGCAGAGGGCAAGCUGGUUGCUCUGUUGCACUCCUAUUUGCCCACUGGAUCGUCCACCCAUAUGACAUUCGGAACUCCUGGUCACUACGUCAUGGAGCUCGUCAUGCAACGUUACCCCGACGCCGAUUUCUCCCGCUCCCAGUAUGACGACGACGACGCAACCUCAGUCUGA
Molecule: messenger RNA, 1200 nt
Organism: Epithele typhae
Lineage: Eukaryota; Fungi; Basidiomycota; Agaricomycetes; Polyporales; Epitheliaceae
Exons: 2
Coding region: 1-1200 (399 amino acids)
Source: RefSeq, a predicted model, not a curated record